Molecule: messenger RNA, 2205 nt
Organism: Saccostrea echinata
Lineage: Eukaryota; Metazoa; Mollusca; Bivalvia; Ostreida; Ostreidae
Product: zinc finger protein 490-like
Exons: 3
Coding region: 98-2173 (691 amino acids)
Biological process (GO): regulation of transcription by RNA polymerase II
Cellular component (GO): chromosome
Molecular function (GO): chromatin insulator sequence binding
Source: RefSeq, a predicted model, not a curated record
CGAUUUAGGAUAGUUAGAUACAAUUUAUGAUAUUAUCAUUUAGCAACUGUUUAGGAAUGACCACUGUAUCGCUGUUACACUCAAGUAAAAAAUCACAAUGGAUAAGUUCAUAUGUGGUAUAUGUUCAGAGGAGUUGAACAAUAUCUUGUCUUUCCUACAGCACAAAGUCAAUCAUGUAGGUCCUGGCAGCGCUGUUGGAUGCAACUUGUGUCAGUUAUCCUACACAAGACAAAACACACUGAAGGAACACUAUAGGAGAAAACACAGAGUCAACAUCCAAGCAACGACAAGUCAACUUAAAGGAAAUCGACAGAGUGAUCAAGUCUUACCUACUGAGGCACCGAGAGACAAGGUCAGUAAAAAAGCAAACAAUGAUAUAAAGUCAGUGACAGGGGCUAACGUUGAGGAGGCAUCUCAGGUUGUUGAUGAAGAUGAAAACCAGGCAAAAGUUGUGUCAACUGAUAUUCUUUUGAAUGAUAUUGAUGGUGAAAUUGACAGUACUUCUAAUGGAAAUGUGAGAAACAUUUAUAUUCAUGUGGAACCUUUAAUCCAAGGGGACACAAAGAGUCAUAGUUGUGUUGGACUUUCCAAAACUGAAAAUCAGGUCAAUAAUGAAGAUACUGUGAAACAACUGAGAAUAACGGAAGCAUCAGUAUCAGAAUAUCUUAAUGCCACAGACUUAGGAAGUGAAGACUUACAAAACAAGGACAUAUCUGGUCUGUCACAGGGUGUAGAAACCUUUGAUGGGUUUUCUGGUGUUGAUGGGGGAACGUCUUUCGCUACUUCAUCCAAUGAAGAGCAGAUUUCAAGAAAACAUAAAAGUGAUGACUCUGCAAUGGAUACAGACUUGUCUUCUGAUGAGUCUGAACAAUUUAAGGAAAAUUCUAUUCCAACAAGCAGAGAGGCAUCCAAAGACAGUGUAGAAGGGAACAAAUCAACAUCAGAUUUCAAGGAAACACAGGAAGGGGAUUACUUUUUUAUUUUGUUUAUGGAGGAAAAAGAAAGUCAAUCAAUGGGAUAUGGGAAGAUGUUGUUGAAAUGUUUACACUGUAAUUAUACCACAGAUUUCAAAGCCUCUCUUUCGCGGCAUAUGAAAAAAGAACACCCAGAUAUGAUUAAUUUGCAUAGCAAAAUAAAAAUUGUCAUGCAUGGAAAUGAUUCAAACCUCAAAGAUCAGAAAGUGAUGAAGAUGUCUGAAUACAAUGCAAUGCAGGCAAGUGAACGAAGAAAGAAAAAUGGAAAGAAAAUUCGAGGAGUGGAGACUCAGGACAUGGUGGGGAAUUUUACCUGUGGAGUUUGUUCCAAGGUAUUCAAUAGACUGAGGUACCUCAGAAAGCAUGUGCUCACUCAUGAAAACAACCAGCAGUUCCUCUGUGAUGAAUGCGGUAAAGCUUUCAAGACUAAGACUUACUUGGCAGCUCAUCGCAAAACUCACAAGAAAGAGGCAUACCAGUGCAGGCAGUGUGAUUUUGUGUCAAGCCUCGCUUUGGCUAUACAUACUCAUCGCCAGAUUCACACGGAAGGAAGUGUUAUAUGUGAUAUUUGUGGAACAGCAUAUUCUGACAAGUCCACAUUGCUGAAGCAUAAACAAGUUCAUGACAUGUCAAGGCCAUAUGCUUGCACUUUUCCUGGAUGUACUUUCAGAUUUAAGACGGAAAUGAGAUGUAAUGCUCAUAUAAAGAAUCACAGUAAUGCUCAAGGCCAAUUUAAGUGCCAUAAGUGUAAUUAUGUUUUUCGAUAUAAACAUCACUUAAAGAGACAUGAAGCCAAAAAACAUGGUCUUAUUACAGCCUGUGAAAAAUCUAAAGAAGAAGAUAAAGAGGAUUCACUAAAAUCCCUGGUGAUAGAAGAAAUUCAUGAGAUAGACUCUGUUAAUUUGAUAAUUGACCCUGAAAUUAACAGAGACCAAUUUAAUUUACAAUCUGCCUUACAAAAUAAUUCCCUUGUCAUAGCAACAGAUGAGGAAGGUAAUGCUGUGAACUAUGAGGUGACUGAUAUAGCCCUGAAUGUCCAGUACCACACCCUCAUGUCUGGGACAGAACUGACCUGUCAGCCAGAUGGACAUUCCAUGCUGAUCCCCCAGAACGAGUGUAAUCAGGUGAUUGUGACAGAUUCUAUAGACCCCCCACCUGACACAGAGACAGUAGUCUGUAGCUCUACUGCUGCAGAAUGACACUAUCUUAUAAUAAAAACUGUCAGAAUCUC